CCCGACCACAUCGUCUUUAAGGUCCGCUCCAUCCAUCACGACUCACCAUACUCACACAUUUCAGAGGAGUAAGUCAUCCAUCAGUACUUAGGCAUGAACUCCCUGGACAAUCCGACAGUUGAGAAUGAUCGACACCUCCACCGAAAACGGCACCGCAUUUUGCUAUCCUGCAUAGAAUGCCAUCGCCGCAAACAAAAGUGUAACCGCCUCCAGCCUUGUCAGCAUUGUAUGGGACGUUCGAAGCCAGAGCUUUGCCGCUACGAGAAUAAUGACAGCAAAUCUGGCCACCGCAACGCCACCAGUGCGAGUACAGGCGGCUCUAGUCAGAGCAAUGUCGAACCUUCAAUAUCGCGCUCACCAUCGAGGUCAGAGACCAGUCCGUUGUCCCCACAAGAUCAAGAGAAUCUUGUCGGUGUCUUGGGUUAUUCCACUCACAGUGAGUACAAUAUCAUCAGCUUGGUCAAACAGAUGGAGGCUAUCUCUCCGUCCACUUUGAGCCGUCCUUCUGUGGUGAAGAGCAACCGAACAGCUCUGGACGACAAAUAUCGAUCUCUAGUCCGUCAACUACCAUCACAGGAGCACAUCGACAACCUCUUACAUCAGUUUUUCUCGGAUAUCAAUUGGCACUAUGAUGUGAUUGACGAGAUCACUUUCCGUCAGCAGCUUGAGGACUGGAGACAUGUCCCUUACUCGGCCCACGCCAAUGCCUUGCGUGUCCUCCCUGCCAAUGUUCUGGUGUUUCCUUCCCUUCUUUUCCAGCUCAUGGCCCACGCUCUGAUGCAUCAAGCUGUUACCGACGAAGCUUGCUCAAGCUUUGAGUCUCUGAAGUACACCUCGGAUAUGACAUUCCUCGACUUGGCUUGUGACUUCUCUGAAGCUGGCUUUUCAAUCCUGGAACUGAUUGGAAAGCGGGAAGUCACACUAGUGGCUGUUCAGGCAGGGAUCCUACGCGCAUCUUUAUUGAAAAAUACAGGAAACGUUAUCGAGUCGUGGCAUUGCCUUGGAAUCACCAUUCGGAACGCGCAGGAAAUAGGGCUUCAUGCAGAAUUCAAUUCACAAGUUCCGUCGGUAAGCAUUGACGCUCAAUGGGAUAAAGAGACGAGGCGCAGGAUCUGGUUUGUUCUCCACAACUGGGACAUUCACAUGGCUGUCGUAUUGGGCAGACCUAUCACGACCGCGAUUGCCCCUGGAAAUGCGCCUUGCCUUCCUGACGACCUUGCACGAAGAAGCAUGGGAACACCACCGAGACAGAGAACGACCCAUGAUCCUCCUACUCCAGUUAGUAUGAUCCGCAUUGGUUACGAUGUUGCAUAUCGAUAUUUUCCACGAGUACGCUCUCUUGAGCGCUGUGGAGCACGGACAGAAGACUACCAUAUCGUUCGAGAGACGCACGUCACGAUUGUGGAGAAUAUGAACCACCUACCGCUGUGGUGUCGCCAUCAUGACCCCGAUGUACACUUUGAUGGACUUCCAGGUUGCCACUGGCUACCGGCGGCGCGCCAGGCAUUGGCGAGUGGGAUUUAUUUUGUCUUGCUCUCACUUCAUCGACCUUACAUAUUCAGCGUAGCUGAAAGUCGGACAGAGGUCCUCAGGGCGGCGCUGAAGAUCCUCACUAUCCAGAGACAAUUAUUCCAUCUGUCAAAACCGCAGCAGUACAUUUCAUUCAAUAUGGUCUACCCAUUGUUUGACGCAAUGGUCAUUUCAAUGGCCACCAUUGUGCUGUUUCCGAAAGAGAACCUCGACAUUCUGUCGGAAGUGUUGCAAAAUGUGCACUGGGGUAUCGACAUGCUCAACAUUAUAGGCGAACACAAUGACAUGGCCCAGUCGGCAUACGGUGUCGUGAAAAAGCUAUUCUCCCGGUCGGAGAAAUUCUGCGGGUGCGCUCUUCAGCACAUGACUCACAGCAGCGAGGGCGAAAGAGGAAGCUUGGACGCUUGGACCGUGGAUCCUGACUGUGGCAUGACGUGUUUGAAUGGAGAUUCACCCAUGGGCAACGUUGAGGCUGGGUUGUUAUCACCAGCCCACCAACAACCAGGGUUCGGUGCAUUAAAUUUUCCCGAUUUUGACUUUGAAACUCUUUUACCUCCCCAUCCGGUCCACGAUCUGUUCUAUCAAGACAUUCACGCACCAGACAUGCAAGAUUCUUACCAGGGCAUCGAAAACUUCAUGGAGAGUCCAAACUUCGACGGGCAUUAUCCAGACAACAGUUUCUGGAGCUUCAUGAAUAGAUUCAGUUAAUUCUGAGCAAGUGUCUAGGAUGGCGUGAUGCUUGCAUAUACCUAUCUUAUAUUCUCAUAGACUAGAUUGAAGUUCUGCGC
Messenger RNA from Exophiala mesophila, 2318 nucleotides. RefSeq lists its product as uncharacterized. NCBI's taxonomy places the organism in Eukaryota, Fungi, Ascomycota, Eurotiomycetes, Chaetothyriales, Herpotrichiellaceae. Gene Ontology annotation, biological process: positive regulation of transcription from RNA polymerase II promoter by galactose; DNA-templated transcription. Gene Ontology annotation, molecular function: DNA-binding transcription factor activity, RNA polymerase II-specific; zinc ion binding; RNA polymerase II cis-regulatory region sequence-specific DNA binding. The record is from RefSeq and is a predicted model, not a curated record. The transcript is spliced from 3 exons. Bases 94 to 2238 code for a protein of 714 amino acids. Gene Ontology annotation, cellular component: nucleus.